CUCGACCGAGAGCGACGCUACGAAGAGCGAAGGAGCGAACAGACCAGCUGGAGUAAAGUUAGAAGAAGUUAAAAUAUUUCAAAGGGGCAAGGAAAGGAUGGAGGGAAGAAGUAGAUAAGUAUGAGAACAAGCACGGGGGAGACACGGAGAAGGGAAUGUUCGUCGGUAAUUGACAAGCGCCGGGGACUGAAGACGAAACCUCGGCUCAAUGAGAAGAAGCGCAACCUCCGAGAUUUCCCUAACGGGGUUUUUUACUACAUAUCUUGGAUGGCAAAUCAUGUGAUGAUCUGCUUUUCUCUUUCUUCUCUACACUUGUUUGUUAUGGUCUACAUUGUCUAUCUCGCGGUUUGCUUUCUGUUCAAAUAAUAUGGGGCAUUACAGCUCAUCGAUUGCCGUCAUACUUCGGACAAUUCAUCUUGCAUUUCAACGCUAGACAGGUACAAUACCCACCAU
This is a messenger RNA of Aspergillus ruber CBS 135680, 453 nucleotides long. RefSeq lists its product as uncharacterized. The record is from RefSeq and is a predicted model, not a curated record. Lineage: Eukaryota; Fungi; Ascomycota; Eurotiomycetes; Eurotiales; Aspergillaceae. The transcript has a single exon. Bases 121 to 366 code for a protein of 81 amino acids.